UCCGAUCUGGCACCAGCGCGUUGUGUGCGUCUCACACACGCAAGGUAGCCUGCUAGCACACUGCUGCAUAAACAUCUGUUUGGCUCCUUGGAUUUUUUAUUUAAUGACGUAUGAAGGUUCCCAGACUGAUAACUUCCAAAAGGCUCCCCUUUGUUUUCCAUCUGAACUCUAAUCACUGAUCAUAGGAUCAUGAAGGUGAACAAACCCACACAGGUCAAAAGUAAAUCUCAGAAAUGGAAGGAUGUGAGGGGCAAAAGGUGCAGGCCUUCCACUAAGUCCUCUGAUCUAGCUUCCAGUCCUGUCAUGAUCAGUAUGAUGAAGGAGCACCAGGUGUCUGUGAAGAAAAAACCCUCUGUUAAGAGGCUAAAAAACAAAGCAAAAGCUGUCUCUGAGCACAAGAUAAUUCCUCCAGAAUCUGGAUUUAAGAAAUCAUACUCUCAAGCUAACGGAAGCUCAGCGUUUACCCUUGACGAUGAGACAGAGGAUUUGAAGGACUGGAAGGAGUAUUCACAGUCAUUUCUUGGGAAUGGACACGUUGAGAGUUCAGGUGAUAUAGAGGAUGUCCAGCCUAGUAGACUGGAGGGAGAGGCUCUCCAUCACUGUGCACAAAGAGAUGAUCGACAAAACCGUGCAGUACUGGUCAUACAGAAAAAUCAGACCCUGUGUUUCCGUGGGAAGUGCUUUUUGACCUGUCUGUAUGGUCGUGUAGAAGUGAUGGGAUUCACCAUUGAAGAGGGCCAGAAAUCAUACCCCCUCUUCUCCCCUGCGUCACACUGUCCACUCACCAUUAGAGCAUUGGAAACCUCUGAUUAUGUUCGAGAUGACAGAGCAGAGGCUUCACACAUUCUUCAAAAGUAUCUUCAAGCAGCAUCACGGAAGAAGUUGCUGAAGAAGAUCACGUCAAGAUCAUCUGUCAUCCUACUGGAACCUCUGGAGACGCCUCUGACACGCUUUCUGUCAAGCUUCACAGAUCUCAGUGAAUUGUUCAGCCCUCCUGUGAGUGAACUCCUGUCAGCUGUUCUCGACACUCCCCUCAACGGUUUGGGCAUGAUUCCUAUGGCCAGCACCAUUGAAGGCCUCAAAAUGUCCAGGAGCUACAGAGAUGCCCUCAACACUGUAGUCAGCGCAUGCAGGGGAGACGUUGAUGGUUGUGCUGUUAUCCUCGUGUGUGGAACCAAGAAUGUGGGCAAGUCGACAUUUAUCCGCAUCCUCAUUAAUACCUUACUUAAUCAUACAGCUAGAGUGGAUUAUUUGGAGGGGGACCUCGGGCAGACUGAAUUCACUCCUGCCGGUUGCCUGUCUUUGUCAGCUGUCAGUGAACCACUUCUUGGGCCUCCGUUCACACACCAGCACACACCAGAGCACAUGAUCUACUACGGUCAGUCGUCAUGUGAGUCGGACUUAGACCGCUACCUGGAAUCUCUGAAGUCCCUGUGGCGUCGACGCCCCCAGAGCAGCGAGACUCCCAUCAUUAUCAACACCAUGGGCUGGGUCAAAGGAUUUGGGUUCCAGCUGCUGGUGGACUUAAUUCGCCUCCUGCCAGUCUCACAUGUGGUCCAGCUGAGCCACAGCAACACCACACAGUGCCCCCCACUCACUCCAGAGUUCCUGAUGACGGCACAAGGCUGCCAUACGCACCCACCUGCACAGACCCCUCUGGACGAGUUCACAGAGAGUCACUGCCUCCCCAGAAACUACACUCACCUGACUGUACAGGCAGAUUUUCAAGGUGUGGCGCGCCAAGGGACUUCGAAACACCAGCGCUCUAAUGAGCACAGAGAGCUGUCGUUGCUGGCCUACCUGAGUCAGCUACAGUCUCCUGACUCUGGACCAGUCAGACCUCUGCACAGCCUCAUCCCAUACCAGGUGCCUAACACAGCGGUGGCAUUGGGUGUGAUCCAUUGCGAUGUGGUGCCCACUCAUAUGUUUUACGCUGCUAAUGCCAGUCUGGUGGGUCUCUGCUGCCUGGCAGAGAAGGUAACGAGCAAAGGCGGCCCAGUCCUGCUGUCUCAGGCACCCAUCUGCCCAUGUGUGGGCUUUGGUGUUCUUCGAGGGAUUGACAUGGCACAAGGUCUGUACCUCCUGCUGACUCCCGUAGACCCCGCCAUACUCCGGAGGGUCAACUGCCUCCUCUUGGGAGCAAUUUCAUUGCCUUCAUGCAUCCUCACAACACAGCCUGGCUUUGAGGGAGAGAUGCCUUAUAUCACCACAGACUACAGCUUCGAUGUCACCGGCGCAGGAAAGCUGCGAGUCUUCAAGGGACUGACGAGGCCCAGUCAAACAGGAACGCAGUGACAUUUCUACACCGCAUCAGUUUAUUGCCUUUUCCAUUUGUUCGCUUGUCGUACAACAAACCAGUCGCACCAGCUUGUGAAUGUGCAGAACUGGAGUUGAUUUCGGUCUGCAGGGGUAGAUGGACCUUUUUGACAAACUCAAGUGCUCUCGUGUCUUAACAACCUGCUACUGUACAAACAUUUGGUGAAACUGGGAAUUUUUCUGUAUCCCACAUGAAUGAAAUGAAAUACCUUGUAGUUGAAGCUUGUUUAAUGUCUCUUCCUUUUUUUUUUUUUUUACAUUCCAAAUUUAAAAACCUGCCUGAUAAUAAACAGAAAACAACUUUGGUUAACAGUUUGUGCUUUCUGCUUCUUUAUUAUUGAUUGAAAAGUAAUUUGUCAAUUUUUGGUUGUGUUAAAGGAUAGAAACGAUUUCCACGUGGUUUACUUGUAAAUCUAAUAAAGAAGUAAAGACAUUGCUUUGGCAAGUGGAUUAAACCAAAAUAUCUUUCA
This is a messenger RNA of Melanotaenia boesemani (Boeseman's rainbowfish), 2786 nucleotides long. RefSeq names its product nucleolar protein 9 (gene nol9). Gene Ontology annotation, cellular component: nucleus. NCBI's taxonomy places the organism in Eukaryota, Metazoa, Chordata, Actinopteri, Atheriniformes, Melanotaeniidae. Bases 190 to 2295 code for a protein of 701 amino acids. The transcript is spliced from 13 exons. Gene Ontology annotation, molecular function: polynucleotide 5'-hydroxyl-kinase activity. The record is from RefSeq and is a predicted model, not a curated record. Gene Ontology annotation, biological process: cleavage in ITS2 between 5.8S rRNA and LSU-rRNA of tricistronic rRNA transcript (SSU-rRNA, 5.8S rRNA, LSU-rRNA).